AAACGAAUGGACGAAGGACGAAUUAAGCUUUCCGGGAGAGCGUCAUCAACCAUUGGAGCCAGCUCCUGUCCGUCGAGCUGAUGAAGCACAACGCGUUCCAAGUGGCGAGUCGAGCACAACGCGCUGCGGCCGCCAGAGGGCCACGGAGGGCCAGCGCGUUUCCCGAGGACUUCGUCAGCCGCGGGCUGUAUAGGCCACACACCAGCCCCGCUUCGGGGCUGUGAGGUGGCUGGCUGGACCUGGAUGUUGUGUGUGUGUCUUGUGUGUCUAUCGUGAUGCAUGUCUCACGCUUGUUUGCAGUGUGCGACAUGCAUUUGUUUGCAGUCAAUGAGCGUUGUUCAUUGGCUUUGCAUGGUUGUGCUCCCUUUUGUUUGCUUGGUACGGACUGAUGCUUAGAUGAACUCCGUCGCCCGUCCAAUCCAGGGUUCAAACAUAAAAGCCUACAGAGGGAGAGCACACAAGGUCUGUUACCGCAUGCAAUGCGGUUUUUUUCUUCUCUGUCGCUGAUUCCGAUGCGGUUCUGCUUGGACACGUCAAGAUGUCAUUGCCGUCACGUUGCGUGUGUUCCAGCAGAUCUCGAGGUGGCUCUUCCGAUCUCAAGCACGCUCCCAACCAUCAUUCACGAGGCAGUCAGAGUCAGCGCAUCAGUGAGUAAAGCCAAUGGGCGCGGUGAGCGCUUCUACGGAAGGGAAUCUCUCCCAACCAACCUCACUGACUGGCCUUGCUUCAGUGUGUUAAGCUACAUAGCUUGGAAGCGAACAGAGAACAACGGAUAGUAACGCACCCCGAUCGGAUGCUUCUUGCCCACUGGGCGAGCCACAGCAAAAACGUCAGGCCCAGUUGCAGUCACGCACACAGCAAGCAAGCAAAGACGAGAGAGAUAGUGAGUCCAUGCUGGGCGACAGGAAAAUCAGACACACGUUAUUCCCCAGAUAGAUGCCCUCUGACUACCUUCCCAACACCAACGCACAACCUCUCCCAUCCCAUUCAUUCACUGUGGUGCACAAACAUAGUCAGCCAUCAUGUCGUGGAAGGAUAGGCACGCUCCUCUUCUCGUUUCUGCAUCUCUCAUCUUCUCCACUCCUCUUCUCGUCUCUGCUUCUCUAGUCCUGACGCGCUGGUCACCCGCUGCUAUCUCGAACUGCUCCUUGUCGUGCCCGUCCCAACGUAAUAAGGCAGGAAGGUAGAGGGAAGGGGAAAGAGUAACAUACAUCUCCCAGCCCAUCGUCGUCAGCACGUCCACAUCACCAGGCCGUCGUCCAUCAUGCCCAUCAUCUCCGCUCUUCACCGUCACAGACGCACGAGAGGCACGCCUCCCUCCUCAACUCGGACUCCGACACUGAAGCGGUAUAAGCCGAGUGCAGCUUUUCUGUAGCUGAUUAUCCCGUCCUUUGAGUGCGCCGUCGAGUAAUCUUCGCGCCUUGUGCGCUGGCGGGUACUCUUUCCGGGGCAUUACCAAUGUGCACCCUACACGUGUGGGAUGGAUGAAGGGCAGUGGGGUAUUGGGUCGGACAGGGGUCCGGUCAUGGCUUGUUUGCAGUAAUCGAAUAGCAGGGACACUUGGUCUAGUUAUUGUAUGCAUGCUGAUGGACUCUUUGUGCAUUUGCACUGAGACACUGAUUAUAGUACUCCCCCCCCAGAUGCACAGCAGCCGAUGAAGAAGAUGCGCACGCUUCGCUGCUUCUGCGGCUGCUGUGUUGCGGUUCGUCCCCCCUCCGCCGCGAGCUUGUAGACUGUGCUUGUAGUCGAAGCUCGCUCCUUGAAUAGCAACGAACCACGCGUUCUGGUCCACAGGUGCGUCAACAGAGAUGUCUUUCACAUACCUCUCAAGUGCAUGCACUGCCUUGCCAAUGCAGAUCUGAUGUCUGACUCUCUCCCGCUCGUGGCGCCUCGGCCUCGGCUGACGGCCAUUGCCAGCCAGCCCGUUGGCACCGAGAUCCUCGGUUUCGCCAUUGAGGCCAUCAAAGAGAGCGGCCCACUUCGGCUCAUCAACAGGCACGAUUUUCAUCGACACCUGGUCAAUGCCGCGUUCUUCCAGAGAUGGAUUGAUGAGAGGCACCCGGCGGCUCUCCGCGCAUUCAUCGUCUUCGACGUGCGUCGCGAGGCCAAUGUCCUCUUCGUUGCCAUGUGCCUGGUGCGUGACGGCGGCAGGUGGGACGACUGGCCUGACUAUCUGAGCGUGCUGUCUGGUGCCCGUGAGGUGACGCUGCCGAUCCGCGUCACCGAUGCUGACGUGGAGCUGCUGCGGGCGUCUGUGCCCCGCCUGGUCCACGGGCUCAAGACGGGUGACCCUGACGACCUGAAGAAUCAUCAGCACGAGUGGCUGCAGCCUCGUUUUGGUCCCAACGUGCGGCGCAUCAUCAUCGCUCAGGAGGGAGAGGAGAUGGGCAUUCGACAGGCAGGUGUCGGACGGCCGCCGCGUUUCGUGGACUACGGCUCCGAGGAUGGUGGCACGUUGUUAUUCUGGAGCUACACGGCUGCUACGUGCAACCGAUACGGCACCGAUGUGCUGCUUCGCGAUUUUACCUGCCGUCAGUCCAUCCGCAUCGGACUCAGCUUCUCAUUCCGCAGCCCGCUUCCGCCCCCGCCGAAUGGUGUCUGUCUGACUGUGCUGCGGUUCCUCGCCAACCAGGCCCGACCCCUCACUCCCACAUACGCUGCGCAGCUUGAAAGGCCACCAGUUCCAGAUUGUACGGAGGCAUUUGAUCCGUGGGUUUGGGUGCUCCCUGAGGGCGACGAUGGCCCUCCGUGCGUCGUGUCCCUGCUCAGGGGUUUCCAAAGGGACCCAGUCGCCGGCGCAACCCUCGACAUUGUCAUGACGAGCCUGAUCAGCCCCCAGCAGUGGCCGAACAGCCCCGUCGACCACCCCGGCGAUCUCGAGGGAGGCGACCGCGACCUCCCCUUCGUCACACCGACGUCGGUGGUGGCCCAUGUCGGGGCCGGACCCGACGGCGUGGAGUGCAUCGCCUGGUCAGAUGGGGCCGGGGCGAGUGUGGCGCCCGUCUUGUCGUUCAUCCACGAUCAGCUCAACACCAGCGGCCGUCGGCUGGUGCACCAGGGGGUGAUCGAUUUGUUGACAUUCGUCAGUGGGCUGAGAGGGUCCUUCCCGAAUGAGGACAACGUGGCGGUGGAAAAGUGCUUUCUGCUGCACAGACCAGAGGCCAUCCACUGGGCUGGCAGGGCAGAGGGCUAGGGGGUGGGUGCGGGAGGGGUUUUGAUGAUCGGUUUAGUUGCCCUCGUGUCUAUGUGGGGGCUCGAGUGCCAUAGACGAGUCACGUAUGCUCCUGUCGCUGACAUAGGUGAUGGAUUGAUUCAAUGAGACACACAUAAAGG
Molecule: messenger RNA, 3333 nt
Organism: Vitrella brassicaformis
Lineage: Eukaryota; Vitrellaceae
Source: the annotation of a GenBank genome assembly